UUUUCUUCCGCAAGUGCCAUGUGCAUCCAAACAAUCUGCCGCAGUCACUGAAGACUGAUCUGAUAACCUCGAAUUUUUAUUUCAAUUUGUAGGGCUUAUCACGUGAACGUUUGUAAUUGUUAAAUGCUGCAGCCAUAGCUGAAUUCCAAGGAAGAAACAACAUGACUAUGAUGGUCGCUGCAAGAGUAAUCGCAGCCACAACAGCUCGAUCAGUGGUGCGAUCGACCAGGCUCCCUCUUCAAUCUCCAUCGCUAUAUGUGUUUGCUCAGCGGAAAUCUCACUCCCACACGCUUCUCAUUCGUCAGAUGAGCUCCGAGGCGCCGAGCGUUGUUACUCGUCUUCAAAGUUCUGGAUUGUUUCGAAGCCAAGGCCUUAUUGGAGGGAAGUGGAUUGAUGCUUAUGAUGGGAAGACCUUUAAGGUUCAUAAUCCAGCCAAUGGUGAAGUUAUAACCAAUGUCCCGCUCAUGGGCAAAAGGGAAACCGAUGAUGCUAUUUCUUCAGCUCAUGAUGCUUUUAAGUCUUGGAGCAAGCUCACUGCAGCUGAUCGGAGUAAUCGCUUACGGAAAUGGUAUGAGCUCCUAAUUGCCCACAAAGAAGAGCUUGGACAACUGAUAACCUUGGAACAAGGAAAACCCUUAAAGGAAGCUAUGGGUGAGGUUACCUAUGGAGCCAGCUUUAUUGAGUUCUUUUCUGAGGAAGCAAAGCGAGUAUAUGGUGACAUAAUCUCACCAACUUUAGCGGAUCGACGACUCUUUGUCUUGAAGCAGCCAGUUGGAGUUGUUGGUGUUAUUACCCCUUGGAACUUUCCAUUGGCUAUGAUUACAAGAAAGGUUGGACCUGCUCUUGCAUGUGGUUGUACGGUGGUCAUAAAACCUGCGGAACUUACCCCCUUGACAGCUUUAGCAGCAGCUGAGCUCUCACUUCAAGCUGGAAUUCCUGCAGGAGUCGUGAAUGUGGUUAUGGGAGAUGCUCCAGCUGUUGGGGAUGCUAUACUUGCAAGUUCUCAGGUAAGAAAGAUCACGUUUACUGGCUCAACGGCAGUUGGAAAAAAGUUGAUGGCAGGAGCUGCUGGAACUGUUAAAAGGGUGUCCUUAGAACUUGGUGGUAAUGCCCCUUGCAUAGUCUUUGAUGACGCAGAUGUGGAUGUUGCAGUAAAAGGAGCCAUUGCAGCGAAGUUCCGAAAUACUGGACAGACUUGUGUUUGUGCGAAUAGAAUUUUUGUUCAAGAAGGUAUAUACGAGAAAUUUGCUGAUGCUUUCUCAAAAGCUGUGCAAAGUCUGCAAGUUGGUGAUGGUUUCGGGGAAGGUGUAUCUCUGGGUCCUUUAAUUAAUGAAGCUGCCGUGCAGAAGGUUGAGAAAUUUCUUCAAGAUGCCACCACAAAGGGAGCAAAAGUUCUUCUUGGAGGUAAAAGACACAGCCUUGGAAUGACAUUUUUUGAGCCUACAGUUCUUACUGACGUGAAGAAUGACAUGCUUUUAUCCAGGGAGGAAAUAUUUGGUCCCGUGGCACCCUUACUGCCAUUCAGAACAGAGGAGGAAGCAAUUGCUCUCGCUAAUGACACCAAUGCAGGAUUAGCUGCUUACAUAUUCACAAAUAGUAUUCAACGUUCAUGGAGAGUGACUGAAGCUCUUGAAUACGGAUUGGUUGGUGUUAAUGAAGGCUUGAUUUCUACAGAGGUGGCUCCAUUUGGUGGCGUUAAACAGUCGGGCCUUGGUCGGGAGGGGUCAAAAUAUGGGCUGGACGAGUAUCUUGAGCUGAAAUAUGUUUGCCUGGGAAACAUGGGCGGCAACUAGUGAGCGAGUGCUGCAACACUUUGGAGUCACUGUUCCGGGAAUAAUGGUCUUGGGCUUCUUCUAAGCCCAAUGACCAAAUAAAAACCAGAUCAUCAAGGCCCAAUAAGCAUGAUCAACAACAAGUCAAGUUCGUUUCUGUUUCCCCAAUCUUUGUAAAAGUGUUCUGCAAGUUCAAUAUUUUAAUGUUUGGAGUGUUUCCUUAUCAGUUUUCAUUCUAUUACUUUGCAUCACUUUAACUAAGAUAAUUAAAGAAAUUAUUCUCAAAACUA
Messenger RNA from Cucurbita moschata (crookneck pumpkin), 2062 nucleotides. RefSeq names its product succinate-semialdehyde dehydrogenase, mitochondrial-like. The coding region runs from base 162 to 1793 and encodes 543 amino acids. Gene Ontology annotation, molecular function: succinate-semialdehyde dehydrogenase (NAD+) activity. Gene Ontology annotation, biological process: GABA catabolic process. The record is from RefSeq and is a predicted model, not a curated record. The transcript has 20 exons. NCBI's taxonomy places the organism in Eukaryota, Viridiplantae, Streptophyta, Magnoliopsida, Cucurbitales, Cucurbitaceae.